Molecule: messenger RNA, 1386 nt
Organism: Symbiodinium necroappetens
Lineage: Eukaryota; Dinophyceae; Suessiales; Symbiodiniaceae
Source: the annotation of a GenBank genome assembly
AUGGUCACUGCCUUCUUUUUACUGGAGUGGUGCCUUCGCGUCCGGGUUUUUGGCCUGAAGUGGUUCAAGGACAGCGAGCAUCUCCUGGACACCUUCAUUGUGUGGAGCGACCUCUUCAAGUUUUUCCGCAUUGCCCGGAUGCUUCGAUUUGUGCAGCUAGUGAAAGCCUUCAAACACGUUGGUGCCUUUGAGGAUCUGUGGAAGCUGGUGCGUGGACUCGUCAGCAGUGGAGGCACUCUCGCCUCAGCAAUGAGCCUUAUCGUUUUCAACCUGUAUGUGUUUGCCAUCUUUUGCUGCGAGCUGAUCGGUUUUCAGCAGUUCACUGCGGAUGCCUCCGAUGGCGCCAAAGAAGCACAGGAGAGAUUCAAAGGGAUAAGUGCGUCAAUGCUGACGUUGACGCGCUUUAUGCAUGGUGACGAUUCGCAGGGCAUCAUGGAUGCCUUGGUGGAAGAGUUGCCCUGGAUUUGGAUCUUUCUGUGGCUCUUCACCGCAAUGUCAUCCUUCGUUCUUCUGAACUUGGUGACGGCCGUGAUCGUCCAGCAGGCCAUGGACAUGUCGAAGGGUGAUGAAAAGGAGAUGGCAAUUCUUCGGAAAAGGGAACAGGAACGGGAGAUGAAAGAAUUGGAGGAGAUGUUCCGCGAAAUCGAUGAAGACGGAAGUGGUAUCGUGAGCCUGGCAGAGUUCAAAGAGGCCUUCAAAGACCCAGCAAUCUGCGACAAGUUUUUGAUGCUCGGGCUGAAGGAGGAGCAGGCCAUGGAGCUCUUCUCCCUGCUGGACACUGGCGGUGAGGGAGAGCUGGAUCUCUCCGAGUUCAUGCAAGGCAUGUCCCAGCUAAAGGGGGUCGCAAAGAACAAGGACAUGGUCAUGCUCACAAAAGGCAUCGAGCGCCUGGGUAAAGGCAUCAUCAGGAUGGGAGAAGGCAUGGGCUUGAGCGGUUUGAAAGAUGAGCACGAGGAAGGCGGAGAAGGCAAGCUGAAAGAGCGCGUGGGCAACCUGCGGAGCAAGGUGCGGGAGCGCCUGCAGAAGUCGGAGGACGAGAUGUUGCGCUUGUCCUCGCGGAUGGACAGGAUGCUGAAGCAGACGGAGGCUGCCAUCCGACGAAUCAAAACAGGUCAGCCGGCAGGCUCUGGCCAAGCAGACGCCAAGGAUGACUUGGCAAAGUCGCGGAGCCGGAGGCGAGAUGGUGAGAAGAAGGCUGGAAGAGCAGAGGAGAAAGACAGCAAAGAGCUCAAAGAGCUCAAAGAUAGGAAGGAGCCACGCGAAAAGAGGGAGAAGCGGGAGCACAAGGAACCCAGGGAACAUAGAGAUCGUGAACACCACAAGGAGCGGCGAGAAAGGGGCAAGAAACGGGGCGAGGAAGAGGAUGCCGAUGAAGCGGACGCUUGA